Triticum dicoccoides is the source of this 1841-nucleotide messenger RNA. RefSeq names its product cytochrome P450 704C1-like. The transcript is spliced from 4 exons. The record is from RefSeq and is a predicted model, not a curated record. Gene Ontology annotation, molecular function: oxidoreductase activity, acting on paired donors, with incorporation or reduction of molecular oxygen; iron ion binding; monooxygenase activity. The coding region runs from base 68 to 1567 and encodes 499 amino acids. Lineage: Eukaryota; Viridiplantae; Streptophyta; Magnoliopsida; Poales; Poaceae.
UUCUUCACGUGUAUUGAAAACGAGAAGACGAACACAAGGCGCACACCCGGCACCAAAUUGCCCGUUCAUGUGCACCGCACUCGCAUCCAAGCCUUCAUUCUCCACAAUCCACACUGCACACGCCAGCACGCCCGGCGACGCACCCGGCGUCCUCCGCACCGUGACCGAGCGGCGCUUCACGGCCAUGGAUCCACCGCUGAGCCAGCAGCCCACGCUGCUGGCGCUCUCGCUGCUCCUCCUGGCCCUGUACCUGGCGCGCCACGCCCUGCUCGGCAAGCGACGGAACUACCCGCCAGUGGCCGGCACCAUGCUCCACCAGCUCUUCAACUUCGGCCGCCUGGCCGAGUACCAGACGGAGCUCUCCCAGAGGUACCGCACCUUCCGCAUGCUCACCCCGACCUGCAACUACGUGUACACCGUCGAGCCCGCCAACGUCGAGUACAUCCUCCGCACCAACUUCGCCAACUACGGCAAGGGCACCAUGACCCACGACGUGCUGGAGGACCUCCUCGGCGACGGCAUCUUCAACGUGGACGGCGCCAUGUGGCGGCACCAGCGCAAGGUCGCGAGCUUCGAGUUCUCCACCCGGGUGCUCCGCGAGUACAGCAGCGGCGUGUUCCGGGACCACGGCCGCCGAGCUCGCGGGCAUCGUGGCCGCCGCCGCCGCCGCCGGGGAGAGGGUGGACAUGCACGAUCUGUUCAUGCGGUCGACGCUGGACUCGAUCUCUUCACGAUUGGGUUCGGAGUCAACCUGGGCGGGCUGUCCCAGUCCAGCCAGGAGAGCGCGGCGUUCGCCCGGGCGUUCGACGACGCCAACGAGCAGGUGCUGUACCGGUUCUUCGACCCGCUCUGGAAGGCCAAGAGGCUCCUCAACGUCUCGUCGGAGGCGGCCAUGAAGCGGUCGGUGCGCACCAUCAACGACUUCGUGUACGCCGUCAUCGACAAGAAGGUCGAGCAGAUGGGCAGAGAUGAACACGAAUUCGCCAAGAAAGAGGACAUACUGUCGAGAUUCCUGCUGGAGAGGGAGAAAGACCCCGGCUGCUUCGACAACAAGUACCUCCGGGACAUCAUACUGAACUUCGUGAUCGCCGGCCGCGACACGUCGGCGGGGACGCUGUCGUGGUUCCUCUACGUGCUGUGCAGCAACCAGCGCAUCCAGGACAAAAUCGCGAGGGAGGUGCGCGAGGCCACCAGCGGCGACCGGGACGUCGGCGUCCAAGAACUCACGGCGUGCCUGACAGAAGACGCCAUCAGCAACAUGCCGUACCUCCACGCCGCGCUGACGGAGACCCUCCGGCUGUACCCGGCGGUGCCCAUCGAUGUCAAGUACUGCUUUUCUGAUGACACGCUGCCGGACGGCCACGCCGUGAGGAAAGGGGACAUGGUGAACUACCAGCCGUACCCGAUGGGCAGGAUGAAGUUCCUGUGGGGCGACGACGCCGAGGAGUUCAGGCCGGAUCGGUGGCUCGACGGCGACGGCGUGUUCGUCCCGGAGAGCCCCUACAAGUUCACGGCAUUCCAGGCGGGGCCUCGGAUCUGCCUGGGGAAGGAGUUUGCGUACAGGUAGAUGAAGAUAUUUGCGGCUGUUCUUCUCUGCCUCUACAGGUUUGAGAUGUGGGAGCGCGACUCGAUGAUGGGGUACCGCCCGAUGCUCACGCUUAAAAUGGAUGGCCCGCUCCGUGUUCGUGUGUCGCCCCGGCGAGCAAGCGGGUAGCGUGCUUGGUAUAAGACUAGAAGCAGACGCGCGCUUUGCUGCACCGUUUUACUUGUAAAUGGGGACACAAUGUUGACUAUUACAUGCAACCAAGAUGUCUUUAACUUUCAACAACAAAAUAUUCUAC